GCGCGGGGCGCGGCGCGGGCGGCGCUGUCAGGGCCGCGGCUCCCGCGCCCGAGCCGCGCUCGCCGGGACGAGCCGGGCAGUGAUUUGCGGGGCGAGCUCACCUUCAGCCAUGGCCCGGGGAGCCUAGCGGGGCCCGGCCGCCGCCCCCCGGCUCCCCUUCCCCGCCUCCCCGCCUCCCCUCGGCGCCGCAUCCCGCCGGCCUCGCCGCCCGGCCCGCGCCGGGCAACCGCCCUCGCCCGGAGCCCGCCCUCGCUCCUGCCCGCGUCCCCCGCCGGCGCCGCCGCGGGAAGCGGCUCCCCCUCCCCUUCCUCCGCGUCCUCCUCCCCCUCGCCCCGCCGGGGCCGCUUGUUGCACCGCCCCGCGGCCUGCGGGAGCCGCUCGGCCCGGCCCCGCGCCCGCACCCCCUUCCGCUCGCCCCCGGGCCCGCACCCCAGCCCGGCCGGCAGGACCCCGGCCCGACCCCGCCGCCCGCACAAAAUGUCGGCCCGGACGCCAUUGCCGACGGUGAACGAGCGGGACACGGAGAACCACCCAGCACAAUGACUGGUAGUCAGUCAUAUGGAAGACAUCAGUGCUGGAACAUUCCCCUUUUGAAUUUUUUCAUUUAUCAUCAAAGUAUCUUAGUGACACUGGGGAAGCAUACAUCUGUAGAUGGAUACAUUGAACCGCAUAUCCCGCCUACCAAAUCAAGUAGCAGACAGAACAUUCCUCGGUGUAGAAACUCCAUUACGUCAGCAACAGACGAACAGCCUCACAUUGGAAAUUAUCGUUUACAAAAAACAAUAGGGAAGGGAAAUUUUGCCAAAGUGAAAUUGGCAAGACAUGUUUUAACUGGUAGAGAGGUUGCUGUGAAAAUAAUAGACAAAACUCAGCUAAAUCCGACCAGUCUACAAAAGUUGUUUCGAGAAGUACGAAUAAUGAAGAUAUUGAAUCAUCCUAAUAUAGUAAAAUUGUUUGAAGUUAUUGAAACAGAGAAGACCCUCUAUUUAGUCAUGGAGUACGCGAGUGGGGGUGAAGUAUUUGAUUACUUAGUUGCCCAUGGAAGAAUGAAAGAAAAAGAGGCCCGUGCAAAAUUUAGGCAGAUUGUAUCUGCUGUACAGUAUUGCCAUCAAAAGUGCAUUGUUCACCGUGAUCUUAAGGCUGAAAACCUUCUCCUUGAUGCUGAUAUGAAUAUUAAAAUUGCUGACUUUGGUUUUAGUAAUGAAUUUACAGUCGGGAACAAAUUGGACACAUUUUGUGGAAGCCCACCCUAUGCUGCCCCUGAGCUUUUCCAAGGAAAGAAGUAUGACGGGCCUGAGGUGGAUGUGUGGAGUCUCGGUGUCAUUCUCUAUACACUAGUCAGUGGCUCCUUGCCUUUUGAUGGCCAGAAUUUGAAGGAACUACGGGAGCGAGUCUUACGAGGGAAGUACCGUAUCCCCUUCUAUAUGUCCACUGACUGUGAAAAUCUUCUGAAGAAAUUAUUGGUGCUGAAUCCAAUAAAGAGAGGCAGCUUAGAACAAAUAAUGAAAGAUCGGUGGAUGAAUGUUGGUCAUGAGGAAGAAGAGCUAAAGCCAUAUAGUGAGCCUGAACCAGAUUUCAAUGACGCGAAAAGAAUAGACAUCAUGGUCACCAUGGGUUUUGCACGAGAUGAGAUAAAUGACGCCUUAAUAAAUCAGAAAUACGAUGAAGUUAUGGCUACUUAUAUUCUUCUAGGUAGAAAACCACCUGAAUUUGAAGGCGGUGAAUCGUUGUCCAGCGGAAGCUUGUGUCAGAGGUCACGGCCCAGCAGUGACCUGAACAACAGCAGCCUUCAGUCCCCUGCUCACCUGAAGGUCCAGCGGAGCAUCUCCGCAAACCAGAAGCAGCGGCGUUUCAGUGAUCAUGGUGGGGGAAAAGUCAAACAAGUGAAAAGACAGACCAGUCCUACUCAAACUUCUGGUCCAUCCAUUCCCCCUGCCGUAUCAUAUACCAAAAGGCCUCAGGCUAACAGUGUGGAAAGUGAGCAGAAAGAGGAGUGGGACAAAGACCUAGCUCGUAAACUUGGCAGCACAACGGUUGGAUCAAAAAGUGAGAUGACUGCAAGCCCUCUUGUGGGGCCAGAAAGGAAAAAAUCUUCAACUAUUCCAAGUAGCAAUGUAUAUCCUGGAGGCAGCAUGGCAAGAAGGAACACGUAUGUGUGCGAGAGGACCGCAGAUCGGUACGUGGCGUUGCAGAAUGGCAAAGACAGCAGCCUUACGGAGAUGUCCGCAAGUAGCAUAUCUUCUGCAGGCUCUGCUGUGGCUUCUGCUGUCCCCUCAGCACGACCCCGCCACCAGAAGUCCAUGUCCACUUCUGGCCAUCCUAUUAAAGUUACACUGCCAACCAUUAAAGACGGCUCUGAAGCUUACCGGCCCGGCGCAGCGCAGAGGGCGCCCGCUGCCUCCCCGUCUGCUCACAGUAUUAGCGCCUCCACUCCGGACCGCACCCGCUUCCCCCGGGGGAGCUCCAGCCGCAGCACCUUCCACGGCGAGCAGCUCCGGGAGCGCCGCAGCGCCGCUUACAACGGGCCGCCCGCCUCUCCUUCCCACGAAGCGGGCGCGUUCGCACACGCCAGGAGGGGAACGUCAACCGGUAUAAUAAGCAAAAUAACAUCCAAAUUCGUUCGCAGCGACCAUGCAGCAUAUGACACCUGGAGAGAGAAAGAGCCGGAAGCUCACAGCAGAGUCAGCAUGACAGGGAUCCAAGUGAAGGCGAAGCGAGUGGCCGCACAGACCCCUCAAGAAGUACGUCAGGGGAACCAAAAGAAAGAGAUAAGGAAGAGGGUAAAGAUUCUAAGCCACGUUCUUUGCGGUUCACGUGGAGUAUGAAGACCACUAGUUCAAUGGACCCCCAUGACAUGAUGAGAGAAAUCCGGAAAGUGUUAGAUGCAAAUAACUGUGACUAUGAACAAAAAGAGAGGUUCUUGCUUUUCUGUGUGCACGGCGAUGCUAGACAGGACAGCCUCGUGCAGUGGGAGAUGGAGGUCUGCAAGUUGCCACGGCUGUCACUGAACGGGGUCCGCUUCAAGCGAAUAUCUGGGACAUCUAUUGCCUUUAAGAACAUUGCAUCUAAAAUAGCGAAUGAGCUUAAGCUGUAAAGAAACUCAAAUUUACAGGAUCAGGGAAGAUGCAUUCACAUAUGAGGUACAGUUUUGAAUGUAUUGGUAAUGCCUAAGGCGAUUGGCCUGUGAGUCUCCCCCCAUGUAGAAUUCGCCCUUCAUGCAAUAAGGACAUACAUAGUUAGGGACUGGACAACUCAAGUCCGUGUGAAGUAUACUAAAUACCUGUAGCUAAAAAAGUAGGUUUCACAUGUACAGGUAAGUAUAUUGUGUAUUUCUGUUCAUUUUCUGUUCAUAGAGUUGUAUAAUAAAACAGAUGAUUGCUUAAAGAACCUGUAUAGUUGUCUAGAUUUCUGCACAUAAAUGUAUGUUUGACACUUUCAGUUGGAGAUGUUCUUCCCUGUUACUUACAUUCUGGUGGGUUUUUUAAAUUCUUACCUCCAUCAUGCAAUUUUGAAAAUUGUGUCCAGAAUUAAAAGUGCACAGAAAUAGUCUUUAAAGUUGUAGCAUGGACUUCUAAAAAUUAUUUUUAAAUCCUAUUUAAAUUUAAACCAGGAGCUGAUAAAUAGAUCAGCUUUACUGUACACAGAAUUAUUCCUGCUUACCUAUGCUCUUCUCCUUGUUCUCAGACAAGGUGUAGUUGAGAAAAUACAAAAUGUUUACAGUGUUGGCACUUAGAGUUUUUAAAAUGAACUACAUCAAAAUAUUAAUAGCUUUGCCUUGAGCUAAGAAGUACUGGGGAAAAAGUUAAACCUGUAUCACAUUUCUUUUAAACUUUAAAGUGUUUUCUGGCCCACUGCUAAAUGUAGCAGCAAAAUUAAAAAGAAUCAACACUCCAUCUGGCUAUUAUAAAUGUAAACUGUCACUUAGGUUUGCUGCCUUCUGAAUACCGCAAUGUAAUUGCGGAAAUAGAAUAUCGGGACUGUCUCAUAGCACAAGCUCAUCUUUACAGUGUUGAUCAAUGCAUCAGUUAAGAAAUAAUGCCACCUCAGGAACUAACUGGCAUUGGGAACAUGGACCUAUUCUCCUCCCAUCCUUUUCACCUGCCCCCGACACAGUAAUAUCUGUAAGUACUUAGGAGACUUUUGAGCAACACCUACUAUUUAUAACAGUGUAUUAUUGAUUUACGCUUACGUGGUUGUUGAGUUUGUUCCCAUGUAACAUGUUUGUUUUUAAUAUUUUGCCAGAUUUCUUGUAUUUAUUCCACAUUGUUACGCCUAUAAUGUGCAGCUUUGUAAUUGGGCAUUUGCCUCCUUUUCUUUCAUAAUUAGUGAUAUAUGCGAUGUAAAACCACGAGGAAAGGUACAUUUUAAUACUUGUUAUUUUUUACUGAAUUAGCCUUGGAGGUUGACUGUGCAAUGUUAUUUAAUGUUGUAAUUACUGUAAUAUCAACAUAUGGGCCCCAUCUGCACACUCCUGAGAAAUGGAAAAGGGUAUUCAAAUUUUAUCAGUUCAAAGGAGAAUAAAGCUGUGAUAAAUACUGUAAUUCUAACCUGCAUCAGAAUGCUCUACGUGUAGGUGAUGUGCCAUUCCGCAAUGGCAUCCAGACUAGGGUGAAUUUUACAUUCUGUACUGUACUGUGACAUAGCUUUCCUCUGUAACAGUUCUGUUCUAAAAUGAAGUGUAUUUUUGCCUUAGCAAAGGAUGGUGUUUGGAAAAAAAAAAAACUGUGUAGCCCCUUUUUAACCUAGUGUUCAUUCAGAAAAAUUGAUGCAAAUCUUUAUUCACUUUCACUGGUGCACACUGAAAUUUUACUUGAACAGUUCUCAUAAUAAAGCACUUGUCUUCUGCUCUUUA
This is a messenger RNA of Mirounga angustirostris (Northern elephant seal), 4852 nucleotides long. RefSeq names its product microtubule affinity regulating kinase 1 (gene MARK1). Gene Ontology annotation, molecular function: protein serine/threonine kinase activity; ATP binding; tau-protein kinase activity. Gene Ontology annotation, biological process: protein phosphorylation; intracellular signal transduction; microtubule cytoskeleton organization. The transcript is spliced from 20 exons. Lineage: Eukaryota; Metazoa; Chordata; Mammalia; Carnivora; Phocidae. Bases 540 to 2825 code for a protein of 761 amino acids. The record is from RefSeq and is a predicted model, not a curated record. Gene Ontology annotation, cellular component: cytoplasm.